Molecule: messenger RNA, 1218 nt
Organism: Microsporum canis CBS 113480
Lineage: Eukaryota; Fungi; Ascomycota; Eurotiomycetes; Onygenales; Arthrodermataceae
Exons: 3
Coding region: 1-1218 (405 amino acids)
Source: RefSeq, a predicted model, not a curated record
AUGGGAUCUUAUCUUUCUGUCAAACCUCCGGGCCUUACCCACACUGUUCGUUUCUCUGCAAGCCUGCCUCGCGUUCAUCGUAAGUUCUUAUCCCCGUCCUCAUCCACUUGUGGAUCUCGAGCCCUACCCUAUGCGGCUCAUCGGUACAAUGUAACGACGAAAGCGGCCGGCGACGAUGGCGAUGUCUCUCAAGCGAGUGCUCUAAGCGCCUCCCAGAUGAAAGAAAUAUUUUCCGGGAGAUUUCCAUCUAACUAUGAGGGCGAUGUUAUUGUUUUAAAUGGUUUAUCAUCGCGAGAGUAUCAUCGGAUUGUUGAUGGCUUUUGGGCCUCGCUGAAGCGAGAUGAGAAACCAUCUGGGCACUUAGUGCUCAGCGCGAACUUCACAACAGCGUCCAUCCUCAGAGCUCUACCAGGCCCAAUCCACGAAGCUUUGAAUGUUAGCAUUGGUAAUUCGGUGCUAGGAGCUCUCAAAAACGCUGUCAAGGACGAUACUAGUGAAUUGUUCGACCUAAGAACUAAUUCAAGGGUCCCAUCUGCUUCUAAAACUGUAAUGAAAGUCCCAGAUAUCUUAAUCAAUCAUUCGACUUUCUCCAAGGAUUAUGAGACGUUGUCAGAUCAACCAGUCUUUAUCUGUGAAGUUGGCUUUCGUGAGGCUGGGCCGCAACUGGAAGAGAGUAUCGAAGGGUGGUUCAAGGCCUACCCGCAAGUCAAAACUGCCUUCCUAAUCAAAUUCGAUGAAAAACCUCGAUUCUAUACGAAACCAGCAUUCGCUCAACUGCCAGAAUACGUGCUUUCGGAGCCCGGGAAAUAUUGCGAGUCUGCAUAUAAGAUAUCGGGGGAAAGUGGCCAGUUCCUUCAGCUUCAUGGGGUUAAUUUUGUGGGAAGGGUGACAGGCUACUUAGAAGUUUGGAAGAGGGACCCGGAUGGCAAAAAAGUAGCAAGAAGUGGUGAAAGGAUUCUUUUCUAUGACUCAUACGAGAAGGUCGGACCUCUGCCUAAGCUGGAAUUCGACGUUUCUGAGUUCAUCGAGCUUUCGGAUAAGUCGCGAGGAGGGAAGGUAGAGAUUAACUGGGAAGAGUGGCAUCGGCUAGUUGUGUUAGGGAGAGGAAGGUUGGCCAAGCUACGUCUCGUUGAGACACUUAAAAAGCAUCAUCCACAUUUCAAGAAGGCUGAGAAGAAAGGUGACAGCCUUUCCCAAUCCAAGGAAGAAGGGGGGUAG